AUGCCUUCUCUAGCUACCCUGUGCUCCGUUUGGGGGUCUUACGGCUCAGCUGUCACAGCUGUCCGCGCCCUGACUCAAACUCAAAAAACCAAGGUUGCCGCCGGGAUUUCUGGGCUUUCUCGUGCGGCUCGAGCCGCAUUGUGCGGUCAGGCAGCCUGCCCCUGGCCUGGCCCGCCGCGCGGGGGCGCGUGGCGAUCGGGCCGCUCGGCAUCUUCGGCGACUUCGGCGAGUCCGAGGCCUCCUGCUCGGCACCUCCUGCUCGGCGCUGGCCCGAUGGGAGCAGAGGCGAGCGGCGGCGGCGGAGACGCCUGCUGCACCUGGUGCGACGGCCACCACGAAUGCCCGUACGGCCACAAGGUUUAUGGGUUGCAGGUCACGCUGCCGCAUGAGCACAACCUGAUCGACCUCAUCGCCCUCCUGUUCUCGGCGGUCCCGUACUAUCUCGCGGCGCACGUCCUGGCGUACUCCCUCAUGAGGCGGCGUGUCCGCGAGACCAGCUGGCUCUUUUUCCUCGCCUUCGUGGCCGUCGUUUCGGGUACUGUCCGGGAGUUCGUGGACUCCCCGCGGCCGCAGUCCUGCGUGCCCUCCUGCGGCUGGCCGUCCAACCACUCCGCGAUCACGGUCCGGGCCGAGCCCCG
This is a messenger RNA of Prorocentrum cordatum, 638 nucleotides long. Lineage: Eukaryota; Dinophyceae; Prorocentrales; Prorocentraceae. The record is from the annotation of a GenBank genome assembly.